Molecule: messenger RNA, 5874 nt
Organism: Salvelinus namaycush (lake trout)
Lineage: Eukaryota; Metazoa; Chordata; Actinopteri; Salmoniformes; Salmonidae
Product: zinc finger protein PLAGL2-like
Exons: 4
Coding region: 445-2202 (585 amino acids)
Biological process (GO): regulation of transcription by RNA polymerase II
Molecular function (GO): RNA polymerase II cis-regulatory region sequence-specific DNA binding; DNA-binding transcription factor activity
Source: RefSeq, a predicted model, not a curated record
UCUGCUGCAGCCUCAGAGCGAGACAGACAUAGUCAGGCCCAGAAUAUAUGAAAAAUGAUUGAAAAAAUUUGAAAAAAUAAUAAAACAACAGAUCGAGGGGAGAAAGACCGUGAAAGGUGGCGUGGGGUCUCCCACGGUAGGUUUGCGAAAAGUCGGUGAUGGAAUGUUACCGGGGUUCCAUGAGAAAUUGACUAAUGCGGCGCUGGAAACUUUUUGGGGAAUAAAGAUGCAGAGAAGCAUUUCCUACUCACCUCCAACCAUAGCCGUUGGGACUGGCAGACAUUGACAACAACAGCACUAUCUAGACCGUAGCCCCCCCCCUACGGCCUACCCGGCCCCGCCUGGAGCCACGCCCUUCACUGCACCCCACCACUGCCCACGUAGAGCCUGGAAGGCAGGGGAGCCACGGCCGGGAUUUCAUGGCAACAGCACCCUAGGGCUGCCAUGGCAGCUGCUGCCGCCGAUGCCCCACGCCAUAUUACCGCACUGACGCCGGAGGACGAGGAAGGAAGAGCCGCUGCCAAGCUGUACGGAGGCACUACCCUGCCACGGACAGAGAGAGAGAGAGAAGGAGAGAGGGAAGAGCGAGCCAGUGGGACUUUGUUUGGUUCCCAGGAUAAACUUCGGCUUCACGCUUUCUGUCACACGGGAGAGAAACCCUUCCACUGCUCCCAGCCACACUGCACGAAGGCCUUCAGCUCCAAAUAUAAACUGUUCAGGCAUAUGGCCACACACUCUCCGCAGAAAACUCACCAGUGCUCGUUCUGCGAGAAAAUGUUUCACCGCAAAGAUCACCUGAAGAACCACCUGCAGACCCAUGACCCCAACAAAGAGGCCUUCAAGUGUGAGGAAUGUGGCAAGCACUACAACACCAAGCUGGGCUACAAGCGUCAUGUGGCCAUGCAUUCAGCCACGGCUGGGGACCUCACCUGUAAGGUGUGCCUGCAGAGCUACGAGACUACCCCUGCCCUGCUGGAGCAUCUCAAGAGCCACUCGGGCAAGUCCUCCGGAGGUGCCAAGGAGAAGAAGCACCCGUGUGACCACUGUGACCGCCGCUUCUACACACGGAAGGACGUGCGUCGCCACAUGGUGGUCCACACCGGCAGAAAGGACUUCCUGUGUCAGUACUGCGCCCAGCGCUUCGGCAGGAAGGACCACCUGACGCGGCAUGUGAAGAAGAGCCACUCUCAGGAGCUGCUGAAGAUAAAGACGGAGCCUCCGGACAUGCUAGGCAUGCUGGGCUCUGGCUCCUCCCCCUGCACUGUCAAAGAGGAGCUCAGCCCCAUGAUGUGCAGCAUGGGUUCCAACAAAGACCCCAUGCUGGCCAAGCCGUUCCCCAGCGGCACCUCCUUCCCCAUGGGCAUGUACAACCCCCACCACCUCCAGGCCAUGUCCAACCCUGGGGUGGGCCACCACCACUCUCUGAUGCCUGGCUCCUUGUCCACUGCCAUGGGGAUGGGCUGCCACAUGGAGCCCCCCCUCCACCACCCCCAUCACCCGCACCACCACCACCACCACCACUACCAUCACCACCACAUCCAACACUCUCCCCCGCUGCCCCACCUGCAGCAGCCCCAACAGCACCAGCAGCAACAGCAUGCCCAGCCGCCGCCCAAGUACCAGCUGGGAUCUACCUCAUACCUGCUGGACAAGCCUCUCAAAGUGGAGAUGGAGAGCUUUCUCAUGGAUCUGCAGAGUGGGCUGCCGGGCCACCACUCAGGCGAUCAUCAUCAUGCUGCUUCCUCGCCCCCCAAGGAGGGACUAGAGCACCCCUCAGGCCUCACAGACGAGCUGUGUGGGGACCCCCUCCUGUCCAAGAGCCCUGCUGUCAUCGCUGAGGCUCUGUGCGCUGCUAACAUGGACUUCUCUCACCUGCUGGGCUUCCUGCCCCUCAACCUGCCCCCCAACCUGCCCCCAUACAACGCCCCCAUGAGCACAGCAGGGCUUGUCAUGAGCUACACCUCGUCUACCCCUGCCUCCUCCUCUUCCUCCUCUUCGUCAUCCUCAUCCUUGCAUGCUGCCGAGCCCCACACCGUUGCCACAGCUGCAGCCGCACCUCUUACCUCUUUGCAACCUCAACCUCAGGAGCAGCAGGGUUCCAGCGGGUGCCUGGGUCUAGGGCCCCUGCACACUCUCCCGCCAGUGUUUAGCUCCAGCCUCAGCACGACCACCCUGCCUCGCUUUCACCAGGCCUUCCAAUGAGGGGCCACCAGGCCUGGCCCGGUCCCUACCCCUUCAUCCUCAGCUCACUGCCUGGGCGCCCAAGGUCCAUGGGCCUGCUGGCCGCAAGGACGGUGAUAAAAACACAUGAACACUUAGAAGCCUUAAUUGAAUCACACAAAAGCUUUUGAUUAGAGAAAACAGAACCCUUUAUUGAAAUAAAAGGGAAAAGAUGAGACAUUUUAAAACAAAACUUUCUUUCUAUCUUUUAGUUAUAACCUCUCCCACCAACCUAUCUCCCUGAUCCAUGAUCCCCUCUCCCACCAACCUAUCUCCCUGAUCCAUGAUCCCCUCUCCCACCAACCUAUCUCCCUGAUCCAUGAUCCCCUCUCCCUUUAUUAUGUAGGUAGUAGGCAGCAUCAGUAGGCCUGAAGGCAUGGUACUGCUACUUUAUAAAGUAAUAAUAUUAGGAAAAAAAUCAAAGAUUAAUUUUAGAGAAGAUGUUUUGAAGUGGAUGAAAUAUAAUUUUCUUGCUUUUCCAAAUGUGACUGAACAUGCUAGAUUGUCUCACCUAUGAGUGUAAAGGUCUGAACCACCUGCCCAGAAACACACCCUGUCUGUCAUCAUCGCCGUCAGGGGGAAAACACACCCUGUCUGUCAUCAUCGCCGUCAGGGGGAAAACACACCCUGUCUGUCAUCAUCGCCGUCAGGGGGAAAACACACCCUGUCUGUCAUCAUCACCGUCAGGGGGAAAACACACCCUGUCUGUCAUCAUCACCGUCAGGGGGAAAACACACCCUGUCUGUCAUCAUCCCCGUCAGGGGGAAACACACCCUGUCUGUCAUCAUCACCGUCAGGGGAAAACACACCCUGUCUGUCAUCAUCACCGUCAGGGGAAACGCACCCUGUCUGUCAUCAUCACCGUCAAGGGGAAAAUACACCCUGUCUGUCAUCAUCACCGUCAGGGGGAAACACACCCUGUCUGUCAUCAUCACCGUCAGGGGGAAAACACACCCUGUCUGUCAUCAUCCCCGUGAGGGGAAAACACACCCUGUCUGUCAUCAUCCCCGUGAGGGGGAAACACACCCUGUCUGUCAUCAUCACCGUCAGGGGGAAAACACACCCUGUCUGUCAUCAUCCCCGUGAGGGGGAAACACACCCUGUCUGUCAUCAUCACCGUCAGGGGGAAAACACACCCUGUCUGUCAUCAUCCCCGUGAGGGGAAAGAUUAAUGAAGGAAUGAAGUGAUAAUGCCCCGCCAACAUUGCCCUCCUCCAAUAGGCCAGCAUUGCCCUCCUCCAAUAGGCCAGCAUUGCCCUCCUCCAAUAGGCCAACAUUGCCCUCCUCCAAUAGGCCAGCAUUGCCCUCCUCCAAUAGGCCAACAUUGCCCUCCUCCAAUAGGCCAACAUUGCCUUCCUCCAAUAGGCCAACAUUGCCCUCCUCCAAUAGGCCAACAUUGCCCUCCUCCAAUAGGCCAACAUUGCCCUCCUCCAAUAGGCCAACAUUGCCCUCCUCCAAUAGGCUACAACCACACUAAAAAUAUCUCAGAGAAAGACUCGAACAACUGAUUAAUGUUAUGACUCAUAGAGGCAGAUCAGUUGUCCAGAAAGUAUAAAACAGAGUUGAUUAACAUUGAUAACCAACGCUGCCAAACACAGCGACCAGCGACAUAUUUAAUGACAAAGAUAUGUGAAAACAUCUGAGUCGUUAGAAAACAUGCCAAGUCAUGCUGGUUUUAUCUUGUUUUUCUAGAGAAGCAUUUUUUUUUUUUUGCAGAAGGCUCUUCACCUUUCAGAAUCUCUUUGGCUAACCCUCAGUGAUGAUGACCCUGUUUGGUUAAAAAAACAAACUGUAAAAGCUGCUCUUGAAAACAGGUCAUUACCAGUAUUUGACUCAUGAUGAUUUUCCUUCCUUAAACUGUCUUCCUUCCAGUAUUUGUUUUAAGAAGUCUCCAUGGUAACAAUAUGCCACACAUUACUGAUAUGUAUUUUUUGGGGGAAGAAAACAAAUAUAUUUUCUCUCUGUUAGAGAUGCAUGGCAAUAACCACCCUGACAUAUGUGAAUAGCAAACAAAGAUGACAACGAUGACAUUGAGGAAAACGUGUGAAAGAAUGUUAUUGCAGUGUACAACAUAUCUCAUCAAAAAUGAAUAUUAUAAUUGCUUUUAUCUCAGUAAGGUGUAUUUAGGAAGACAUGUUAAAACAAAGUGACGAUGUUUUUUUAAUGUCUGGCAGGUUUAUUGUAUCUGACAUUUUAUUGCUCAAAAAAGGAUGAAGUAUUAGCUUUGCUCUUUAGCUUUUCUCCGCUGUAUUCAUUCUUCAACCUUUAUCCUUACCUUUACCUUUACCUUUACCUCUAUCUUUACCUUUAUCUACUUGAGUUAGUAGCAGAAAGUUGGAUUGUGGAUUUGAUGUUUUAUUAGGCUGUUAGUGGAAUAGUAAUGAAUUAGCAGUCGACAUAGAUAACAUUGAUAGACUCUCCAGUUUCAAUUCAUUCUCUACUUUCUCAGUAUGAAACCCAACCUGACCCUAAGUAAACGAAGCGAUACGAUUUUAGAUGCCUUUUUUUUUUCAUAUUCACGAGCCUUUUGAAAACUUAAGCCCAAAGUUAUAAAACUAUAACAGGUGCUCUUAUGUGUGUCCCGUGAGUUAUGUUUGUAGGAUGGACAACGUUAAAAGAUAGAUAGAUUCUGCCUGGAGAGUACAAGGACUAAACAUUACGGUAUGAAUAUCAUCCUCUUGGUUUGCAACUUGUCUCAAACCCCUUGACUUUGUCUGUUUGAGUACUGAGCCCAGUCCACAGGCAUCUAUUAGUGAAUACGUAGUUUCAAGUAUAAGUCAAGUAGACAUUUUUUUAAAAGAAAUACAAACGUAAGGAAAAUAAAACACACGGCUGCUUUUAGCUAUGGUUGCCCAGCGACUGUAGAGCACUAGAACAUUUCAGUAGUUCCGAUUUGAAGUGUUUCCCUUCCUCUCCUCUACUCAUCCUCACUCAGCUGCUUCCUAGAUUCAAGAGAAAAGAGUCUAUCUAAAAAAAAAAGGACAAUAUCCAGAACAGACAAGUCACCAGCCUGCUCUUUGACAUUCAAAGCAUGGGACGCCUGACUGGGAUAUUUCUUAGUCGUUUUUGUUGUUGUUGUCAUAUGCUAUAUUACUUUCUGUUUGUUAUAACAGGACCUCGAAACAACACAACACAUCACCUCAUUUUGUUAUUUUUUUUUUCUUACCAAAACCCGGAGAGAGGAAACUACAAAUCUUGCACAAAAUUGCUCAUUAAAAUCCAUGUUGUAUUAUUAUUUGGAUUUAAAGUUCAUGUUUGUUUGGCUGUUACAAAUAGUGCCACUGCCAACCAAUGCUUGUGAGGUAAUAAGUGCAGGUAUGUUCAAGUUGACACCUACCAGUCUAUCCCUGGAAAAUCAUCCUCUAGGCUGAUACAUUGUCUAAACUAUGAACAUUUAAUGAUUGAUCAUGAUACAUGCGAUUCUUACAUUUUAAAGAGUUUGACUGUUUCUUACAGAGGAAAUUGGAUAUAAAUAUUGACAUAAAAUGUUUAAAAAAAGAAAGGUUAUGCCUAAAACAUAGCCUUGUUAUAUCAAGUAUACAUUUUAAAAGAGCAUGGCUAUGUUCAAUUCCAGACAAAAUUGUAGGAUUCAAAUGUAGCAUUUAUCUUUUUAUUAAUUUAUUGAUAAAACAAAUUAAAAGUAAUUAGCAUUGA